AUGCUGUUCAAGACACACAUUUUGCAAGGCUUAGUUGCUGCAGCCGCUUUUGUUAGCGCUGCACCGAACGAGGCUGCUGAACAACCACAACACGUGAAACGCACCACGUUCAGAGACGACUUUACCACCUUCGACAGCAGCAUUUGGAGCUGCGAGUACAGCUGCCCCUUGAUCGAGGGUGAAAAGGCCCGAUUCAGGCUGUACUCUAACACUGCAGCCAACCAGGAACACUCCUGGUGCAAGGCCCGUUACAAGCCCCAGCGAUUCACUUCGGGCACGUUCACCACCUACUACUCUCUCACUGCGCGUCCUAAGCAGCCUGUUUGGUGGGGUGUAGCACUGUACGAUGACACCUAUGGAGGUGCGGAGGGUCAAAUCAACGAAAUCAACUUUGGCUACACCACCAAGUACUCAUACAACAACUACACGUUCUUGUUUGAAGUUUACAAGCGAGGAUAUACUGAGCCAUGGAGCAGGGACAUCACUGUUGAUUUUGAUCUGUACAAUGAGGAGUACCACGAGGCCACCAUCGAGUAUGAUGCCAGCCACGUUGCACUCUACAUCGAUGGGGUGAAGAAGACGGAGCUCACCGAUAGCAGCCUCAUCCCCACUGAUGCUAUGGAUUUCUUGCUCGGUCCCCGCCUCGUGGAUGACACUCUGGGCACUCUUCCCUCAGGCUUUACGCAAUCUCAUGACUGGGUGACCAUAGAGUACUAG
Messenger RNA from Clonostachys rhizophaga, 717 nucleotides. NCBI's taxonomy places the organism in Eukaryota, Fungi, Ascomycota, Sordariomycetes, Hypocreales, Bionectriaceae. The record is from the annotation of a GenBank genome assembly.